Punctularia strigosozonata HHB-11173 SS5 is the source of this 2159-nucleotide messenger RNA. RefSeq names its product WD40 repeat-like protein. Lineage: Eukaryota; Fungi; Basidiomycota; Agaricomycetes; Corticiales; Punctulariaceae. The annotation marks the transcript as partial. The transcript has 7 exons. The record is from RefSeq and is a predicted model, not a curated record. Gene Ontology annotation, molecular function: protein binding.
CUGCGCCAUACCACGCCGCACAUCGCCGCUGUAGACACUUUCUUAUUUCGCUUUUUCGGCGCCAGUGUGCCCAAGCCAGCGCUCAGCGGCGGAAUCUGCGUGCACCACUCCACGCUGCUCAUCGCAGUUCUCCGCCGUUCCGCGCCGUGCGACUUUUGACCGGGCCUCAACCCCAACGAGCCCCCUCGGCGCUAAUCGCGAUCCAAGCUAUCGACAACACACCGUCGAGUCGCAUCUCCUUCGCUCCACCGUCUCCUUCACCCGCGCUCAUACCAAACUCCAUGGGUGACAGUCCGGCAUCUCACACCGCAGCUUUGCAGGAGGAGAUAGACGAGUUGGAUCGGGGCCUCGACUCGAUACUUCGCACUGACGACCAGUUUAGAACGUCUCUGCGCACGCUGAGCAGACUAUGCGGAGAGAACAGGCUCGUACCUACAAGAUACAGGUUGCCGGGACUUGCAAAGGUCGGGGAUGAUCCGCCCUGCGCUGGUGGAUUCGCGGAUGUGUACCCAGGGACCUACAAUGGUACUUCCGUCGCGCUGAAGGUUAUCAGACUGCACACUAGAGAUCGAAAAACGUAUAUGAAGGUCUUCUGCAGGGAGGCGGUCGUUUGGAAGCGACUGAAUCAUCCCAAUAUCGUCCCCUUCAUCGGCGUUGAACCUGGGAACCACGCAUGCAUCGUGUCGGAAUGGAUGGAUAACGGCGAUAUUAUGUCGUAUCUCGAAGACCACCCACGCGCCAAUCGCAUUGAACUCAUCAUAGACAUUGCCCGUGGCUUGGAUUACAUGCAUGCGAGCGGACUCGUACACGGGGAUCUCAAAAGCCGCAACGUUCUUGUGGACAAAAUCGGGCGUGCACGUCUUAGCGAUUUUGGUCUUGCCACGACGAUCCUUGGUACCGCUUCGUUGGCAGCGACCGCCGGAUCGUCCGCAAACUGGGGCUCAUUCUGUUACAUGGCUCCCGAGUUGAACGAUCACAUGGCGAAGAAUAAAAUCUUGACCUCGAAGUCCGACGUAUAUGCGUUUGGUAUGACAACAUGGGAGAUCUUUGACGGGAGACACCCAUUCUACGAUAUUCAAAACGUAUUCGUGAUCCUUCGUGAAGUCCUUGAUGGCACACGACCCAUGCGCCCUCCGCACGCACAAGACCUAGGUCUGGAUGACUUUAUAUGGGAGGUUGUCAUUAGCUCGUGCUGGUUAGCAGACCCGUUUGAGCGACCUGACAUGUCGGAGGUACUAGCGUGGCUGGGACCAUAUAAUUCUGCUCAAGGGCUCGUUGCGAAGCUGGUACAUGAAGGUCUCUCGGAUGCCGAUCGGCAAGUGCUCGAUCAGCUGCUGUUUAAGACCGCGACAGCGCUGCAGCGUACGAUGCAAGGCCAUACUGGCGAUGUGAACUCCGUCUCAUUCUCUCCGGAUGGCUCGCAGCUCGCGUCGGGCUCUCGGGACAACACGAUCCGACUUUGGAACGCGGAUACAGGAAAGGAAAUCCGCGAGCCUUUACGGGGGCACACUGACUGGGUCAACUCCGUGUCGUUUUCCCCCGAUGGAAAGUGCCUUGCCUCGGCCUCGGAUGACAUGACCGUGCGACUGUGGGACGUACAGACAGGGCAGCAGAUCGGGCAGCCGCUCGAAGGGCAUACGGACUGGGUUUACUCUGUCGCAUUCUCACCCGACGGCAUCCGCAUCGUCUCGCGCUCACGCGACGGGACGCUCCGACUCUGGGACGCGCACACGGGACAGGCCAUCGGCGAGUCUUUCCGGGGUCACUCUAACUGGGUUAACAGUGCCGCAUUUUCACCGGAUGGGAAGCACAUCGCCUCUGGAUCCAGCGACGACACGAUUCGACUCUUGGACGCCGAGACAGGCCAGCCAGUCGGGGACCCGCUGCAAGGCCACGAUGGCUGGGUUUGGUCAGUCGCAUAUUCUCCCGAUGGCGCGCGCAUCGUCUCGGGCUCCGUAGACAACACGAUCCGGAUCUGGAACGCUCAGACAAGGCAGACGGUGGUGGGGCCACUGCAAGGGCACAAAAAAGACGUCAACUCCGUGGCAUUCUCGCCGGAUGGCAAGUACAUCGUCUCCGGCUCCGAAGACGGCACGAUGCGGAUAUGGGACGCGCAGACGGGACAGACCGUGGCGGGGCCUUGGGAAGCUCACAGUGGC